AUGCGCCGCUCCUCAGUCGUGCUUGCUUUGACCAGCUUCUAUGCUGCGGGCACAGCUGCGCAAAGCUGCCCCCCUCAAUAUGCCGCAGUUGCGAACUGGGUGGCAGAUUAUUCACCGGCCGUGUCUUAUUGCUCUUCGAGGUACCCAGGUCCGACGACGACAACCACGACCACGGCCACGGUUAUCGUCACCCAGACCUCGCGUACCCAGUCGAAGCGCAGUGUUCCUACCGAUCUCUUUGCCCACCUUGGAGCUCACGACAAGCCGCGUCCUGGACACGUCCAGCACACACAUUCGGACAAGGUCAAAAGGCAAGGAUAUAGCUGGACCAACUACUAUUACAGCCAGAUGAUCUCGCAGCGCGGGACCGCAUGGGUGCAGGGUGUCUGCGGGUGCCUCGUCGAUCCCGUGACUAUUGUCAGGACCACGGCCAGGACAAUCACUACCUGGGUUGCGGCGCCUACUCCUACUGUCCGAACCACUUCAUCGUCAGUCAGGACCUCCACCAGCAGCAUCAGAGCCAGUAGCAGCAGCAGCAGCUCUCUGCGGCUCUCGACUCUCUCAACUCCCUCAACCCUCUCCACCAGGCCCUCCACCACCUCCGUAUCAAUCCCCAGCAGCACCCCUAUAGCUUCCCCCAGCCUUUCAACAAGAUCUUCUUCUUCGUCCUCCUCCAUCAGGAUCCCCUCAAGCGUCCCCUCCAGCCCCUCCUCCAUCCCGAUCCCCAGCAGCAGCACGCUCCCCUCCAGCAGCCCCGCCGCGCCACCCUCCGUUUCGUCCGCCUCGCUCUCACCCUCCCUUUCCCCCUCUCUAUCCACCACCUCCACGCCCUCGUCCUCCUCCCCCCUCCUCCCCACCUCCGCCCCCACAUCCGCCGUCCCGCCAGUCGACCUCGUCGCGCAAUCCGGCUGCACCAACACGGACGAAUACCAAGGCACAGGCGCAUGCUCAUGCGAGUACACGAUCCUGUGCAACGUGUCGGGCAACUGCGGGGCGGCGGACGGCGUCACCACCACCGCGGUCGACUCGUGGCAGGCGUGCGGCGGGCAGUGCGACGACAACAGCGCGUGCUCGGCCUGGACCUACAACUACGCGACGGGCAUCUGCACGCAGAUCACCGACGAGGACUGCAGCACCGACUUGUUCAAUCUGGUUGACGACCCGGGUGUGUCGGUGUUGGGCGUGUAUGUGGGGUCGUGUCAGGGGACGUGUUUGUUUUGA
Molecule: messenger RNA, 1221 nt
Organism: Lasiodiplodia theobromae
Lineage: Eukaryota; Fungi; Ascomycota; Dothideomycetes; Botryosphaeriales; Botryosphaeriaceae
Exons: 2
Coding region: 1-1221 (406 amino acids)
Source: RefSeq, a predicted model, not a curated record